ACGCUUUUACUGUCGCGUUGAUAUCGUGUUUUUGUGUUCUCUGGUUCUCGUUCCAUCUCUUCACUGUUCUGUCUCCCACAUGUUCUUCGACUCCUUUUCUUCCUUCACCGCACGUCCUUAUAUUUUCUUGAAUUCUUUCGCCCCCCUCCUGUUUUUCCACUUGCCCUUAUGAAGUGAUCUUCUGAAGACCACAACAAUGAGCUUCAGAAAAAUCCAGAAACAAGUAAAUGGGAGGUGCACUGUAGUUGGCAUGGCGCAAAGGCGGUAUCAUUUUGCAAACUAAACGAGGCAGCUACUAACGUUCUACAGAUUGCUUUCGAGAUGGGCGUUCUGUUGAGGACUGGGGUCUCUUGGACCCUGAGGAAGGUCGUGCUUUUGGUGUUCGGCCUCGGGUGCGUCUUGCACUUCCUUUUAGGGGGGCAGGAGGACAUAAUUGACAUGAUGAGAAGAAACAGGGCGCCGGUACAUGUCUGUCCCUGCCACGGUUCAAAGGAGGAGACUGUAGAGGAGGAAACCGUUAAAGAAACGACAGUGAAGGCUGACUGGAGGAACUUGAGCACUGAAGAACUGGGAAACCUAUCUGUGCUGGGAAGGUAUUUAUACCUAGAGGAACCCCUUGGCACCCCUAAAGAUAGAACAUUUUUAAUCCUCAUAUGGAAGAAGGGAUUAUAUAUGGAACAACGCUUUGUGAAUGAGUUCACGUCCGAGAAGAAGGACCCCUUUGCGCGGUGCUCCGUCAGGAACUGCAAGAUGACAUACGAGGAUGAGGACGUCAGAAUCGCUGACGCCGUCGUGUUCCACCUCCACACAACGCCGGGGCCGCACGACUUUCCCAACCGAACUAGGGCCUCGCAGCGCUGGAUCUGGCUCACUGACGAGAGCCCCUUUCACACCUUCAUGCUCGCCCAAGACAAAGACAUUAGCCACUACAACGGGUACUUUAACUGGUCUAUGUCCUACAGGAUGGACAGUGACAUCCCAGUGCCUUACGGGAGGACUCUCAAGCUAGCAGAGAGCGAAAGAUCAAAUAACACCGUCGAUUACUUCAGCACAAAAUCGAAAGUCGUAGCUAUCAUGGCGUCAAACUGUGGGGGUCCGAACAGCAGAUGGGAGUACGUGCAUGAACUCGAGAAGCACAUUGACCUGGACAGCUACGGGGGCUGCGGAAAUCUGAAAUGUCCGGGACACUUCGGUGUGGACUGCCCAGCUCUCAACCAGUAUAAAUUUUACUUGGCUUUCGAAAACAGCAACUGUCCAGAAUAUAUCACAGAAAAGGUCUGGUGGAAUGCAUUUCACAAGGGAGCAGUGCCUGUGGUGAUGGGAGGACCCGUGGAAUCCUACAGGAAGAUCCUACCUCCGAACUCCUUCUUGCAUAUCGACGACUUCGAAACACCUAAAGACCUUGCAAAACACAUAAAAGCACUGUCCGAGAAUUCUACCGCCUACAAUCACUUCCACGCUUGGCGAAGGGAGUUCCGAGUCUCUAACGAACACGCCUACUUCCAAUCUCCGAUUUACCAUUACUGCCGGAUAUGCGAGGCCCUGAAUUACAACGAUCCGAAGCCAAAGGUGUACAAUCGGAUGCAGGAUAUUUGGAAGGUAGACGGGCAUUGUGUUCCGCCGGCUUGGAUGGACAGAUGGAGUAAGGUUAACGGGUAAUGGGUAUUUCAUAAUGUAUGCACACACACACACACACACACACACACACACACACACACACACACACACACACACACAAACACACACACUUGUUAUAAAUAUAUAUAUAUAUAUAUAUAUGUUUAUAUAUUAUUUAUCUGUUUAUAUUUAUUCACUUUCCCUAUUAUGAUACUUUUUGUUAGUUGUCCAUUUACUUCUUACAUUUAUAGUUGUAAUUAUCUGCUGCAUAAUUAUAGAUGAUAUUUCGAUUUUUUCCCCUACAUCAAUGCAUCCUGAUUAUUUUGUUAUUUUAAUUAUGUUUAUCAUACAUGACUGUAUCAAUGAUGAAAAUGUCAUUGUUUUCCCGAACUGCUGAACAUAAAUAGCGGGUGCGCAACCUAACUUAUCACGUGUCUUUGGUUUGGGAACAUAGAGUAUAAGAUUUCAAUGGGAAUAUAAGUAUGCAUUCGGUAAGGGUCACUGAUUUCGUCAAAUCUAAUAGGCCUUGGGCGAAACGUGUGUCAUAAAGAAGCCAUAUUAUUUCAAAUGGAAAGAAACAGCCACAAGGAAGGAAACACUGAUUUCCAGACGUUUCGGAUAGAAUGCGAUUCCUAAUUUCAUCUUUGUGUGUGCGUUACUGUUUCUAUUUUUGUUAAUUUCUGCCUCAGAAUUUGUUAUUUCAUGUGUUUAGUAUUGUAUUUCAACAUCUGUUGCUGCAUAACCAGUUGUUUUGUACAUUUGUACAAUGUGUAGUUUGAACAUUAGUUUGCGUGCACAUGUGUUCGGAGCUGUUGGAAGUUGAAUUUAUUAAUAGCAUCUGUGUUCUAGUCAUUUGUAAAAUGUUUUAAUAUGACACUACAUGCAUCAAUAAAUUUGGAUAGUCAAUUCCAUACAGUAAAUACAUUUUCUACGUAUUUUCGAA
Molecule: messenger RNA, 2560 nt
Organism: Penaeus chinensis
Lineage: Eukaryota; Metazoa; Arthropoda; Malacostraca; Decapoda; Penaeidae
Product: alpha-(1,3)-fucosyltransferase 7-like
Exons: 5
Coding region: 322-1659 (445 amino acids)
Cellular component (GO): membrane
Molecular function (GO): alpha-(1->3)-fucosyltransferase activity
Source: RefSeq, a predicted model, not a curated record